AAGCAGUCUGGAUAUUCUUCUCUGAGUUUAAUCCUGCAGAACUUCUGCUCAGUGGAUGUUUUGUUUCGUUUUGUGUUCACACCGUUCUGUGUAAACUGAAUAGACUGUUAUCCAUGAAAUCCUGGGAGAUCAUCAGACCAUGCCUCAUUCGGAGGCAUCAGACCAUGCUUCAUUUGAAAUCACUUUAAUCAUUAAGACAUUUUUUCCCCAUUGACCUAUAUUUAUGCACUGUGGUGCUGCCACAUGAUUGGCUGAUUGGAUAACUGCAUGAAUGAGCAGGAGUACAGGUGUUCCUAAUAAAGUGGUCAGUGAAUGUAUUUAAUGUGUUUCAGGGUGGAGUUUUCCUUUAGCUGUAUAUUAACCUUUUUGUUGCCACAGCUCCUGUUGUUAUUAUUAUAGAGCAGUACAAUGAUGGCAGAAGGAUGUGAAUUUGACCUGAACUACAUCACAGAACGCAUCAUUGCGUUAUCCUUCAAUCAGACAUGCCCAGAGAAGGCCUACCUGCACAACUUAUACAACAUCACACAGAUGUUGCAGUUCAAACACUCGGACAAUUACAUGGUUAUCAACCUCUCGGAGCCCAGGGAAGAGCUAAGGAGGUUAAACGUCAGGGUACUGGAUGUUGGCUGGCCCGGACAGCAUGCUCCAUCCCUACAUUUACUGUGUUCUAUAUGUAAAAGCAUAGAGAACUGGCUCAACACACACAGCGAGCAUGCCCUUCUGCUGCACUGCAGGGGCACUAAAGACCGGGUAGGAGUAGUCAUUUCAUCCUACAUCAACCUUCCUAGCGUCUCUAGCAGUGGAGAGAAGGCCUUAGACUGGUACACCAUGAAAAGGUUCUACAGUGAUAAGAUGGCUUCCCUUAUGACUCCAUCCCAGAAAAGGUAUGUGCAGAUGUUUGGCAAGCUUCUGGCCCAUCAGAUAAAGAUAAACUCCUCUCCUCUUCUCUUCCACUGCAUCUCUCUGAAGCACAUGCCAAACUUUCACCAGACAGUAUGUGGACUGUUUGUGAGAGUAUACCAAGACAUGCAGCUGGUGUGCACAACAGGAAUACAUCAGAUCUCUGUGGGGCAGACAGACAAAGUGUAUUUUGCACUGGAACCACCACAGCUUCUCAAAGGGGACAUUGUGAUUGUAUGCUAUUAUAAGAACGUUGCCAAGAGGAGCAGAGAGACUGUGUUUCGCAUACAGUUUCACACAGGCACUUUUCAUGGACACCCUUCCGUCUUCCACAAAAAGGACCUUGAUCUUGCAAACAAAGAUCCCAGAUUUCCGGAGGAAGGAGAGGUGGAGAUAGUUUUCUCAGAAAAUAUGGCGAAAAUUCCAGGUUUUCCACAAGGUAGUGUUGGCUGGAAGAACAGCUCUGCCAUUUCCAUUGACUACGACACACUGGAUCCUCUAGUUCACUGGGAUUCCUAUGAGAACAUUACAACAGGAGCUCAGCUGACUGAAAACGCACUGUCCUCCGUGAGCAGUGAUUCUGGGCUCUCCGCUAACUCACUGUGUACCGGAGCAGCAGGCGCAGGACUCCAGAGCCAAGUCCAGAAAGCCACUUUUACGGGCAGCAUGGCAGAGGAGCAGCUUCGUGUGCAUGUCCUAACCUCUGAGAUUGCCAUCACGAGUGAUGGAGAUGAGAGAGCAACAGGUGAAAAUUUCCAUUAUAUAGACCCUGGUUUUCACAUGAAUGGUAAACGCACGAGAGCACAACGAGAAACCAAUAUCCUAGAUGAUGAGGAUGAGCAUACAUCUGCUGCUACAGUGUCAGACUCUAAAGAAACAAGCCUUAAACUUCCUGUUUUGAGUAGAUGUGAGUACUCAAAAGAUGAUGCUGGAGAUGGGGUACACCCAGAUAACACACAGACUCACACUCGCACGUCGUCCAGCAGUGAUCAGACACACAUAUGGGUGAAGCAGCAACAGCUAGUCUCUGCUGGUUCUUACAUGUACACCAUACAGUCAGAUAGACUGGAACAGAAAGUGGAAUCAGGGAUUAAAAAUGACUCUCUGGAGGCGGAGCCAGAGGCAGACAAGGAUGACGAAUUUGCUUCCCUCGCUUUGGAUAUUGACCAUUCAAUUGAGCAGCUGAACCAACUGAUCCUAGACCUGGACCCAGAGUUUGAACCCGUACCCACACUGGCUAGGGGUCACAUGACCUGCUCAACCUCUGUGCGCACCAAUGGAGUUGGACACUUAGUUGGCCAAGCAAAAUCCAGCCAAUCAGGGCAACCUGGAGCCUAUCUCAGGGAACUCAGGGCACGAGGCGAGGGACAUCCUGGACAGGGUGCCAACUCAUCACAGGGCUGUAGGAAUAAGCCGAUUACUAACGCCACUAAUGAGCCUGCAUCCAGGUGCAGCGACGGUGAUAUUUUACAGCCAUUAUCAAAGACUGCUGUCUACAAAUCAUCUGAGUGUGGAGGUCUGUAUGGUAGUGACACAGUGGACUAUGGGGAUUUCAGUUCUGAGAAUGACAGUCUGUUAUGGGUGGAUCUUAACCAAUCUCCCCUGACACCUACAUUUCCUGUGACACCACCUACACCUUACGUAAAGGGUGUGUAUGACUUUUCCCAUGUGAGUCUCAACUCUCAGCCCAGCCCACAGCACCUGCUCUCAAGGACACAGCAAGAAUCGAGGGGAUAUAUGGAUAAUAUGACACACUCUUCCAUGUCAUCAGAUGGAGACGAGUUUCACUCUGAAGUAACAUCUAGGCCCACCCCCUGCCAGAGAGGGUUUGGCUCCAUGCGCUCAGUGAGCACCUCAAGUCCACUCCCCAACAUUAACAGCUCUGUCCCGGCUCAUUCGUGGUUAGAGAGUGGUUCUAACACCCCCCUGAGUUACUACACACCCCAGCCUUCACCUCCACUGUCACUUUCCACCCCUAAUGCCCACAGCUCCCCUCGUGCCCUGCCACCCAGUCUUGACUUAGGGAACUUGGAACUUAGUCUGCUGGAAGCAAUGGAGGGUCUGGAGUCUCUGGACUUUAAUGGAACACAGCCUCCAAUGUUACCUCAGAAGAGGAGAGGGAUGGAUGGAGGAGAGCUAUCCCUGAACUCACCACUCAGACUAAGUGGAAGUUCCAAUAACAAUGGGUCACCUACAGCAUCUUGUCCUAGUCCAGAUUCAUUUUCCAGUAAAGCAGACAAGGUGAAAUUUGUUCAAGACACGUCAAAGUUCUGGUAUAAGCCGGAUAUCACUAGAGAGCAGGCCAUCGCAGUGCUGAAAGAUAAAGAGCCCGGAGACUUUAUCGUCAGAGACAGUCACUCAUUUAGAGGAGCAUAUGGACUAGCCAUGAAGGUGGCCACGCCCCCGCCUUCUGUCCUACAGCAGAGCAAGAAAGUGGGGGAUCUGACCAGUGAGCUUGUGCGUCACUUCCUGAUCGAGUGCACACAGAAAGGAGUGAGGCUGAAGGGCUGCCCAAACGAACCCUACUUCGGAAGUUUGACAGCCCUCGUGUGCCAACAUUCCAUCACACCACUGGCUUUGCCCUGCAAACUAAUCAUCCCAGACAGAGACCCUCUAGAAGAGUUGAACGAGUCUGAAGGACAGACUUCUACAAACUCAGCCACCGAGUUACUGAAACAAGGAGCAGCGUGUAAUGUAUGGUUCCUGGGCAGUGUGGAGCUGGAGUCUCUGACAGGUGUACAGGCAGUACAGAAGGCCACCACAGUGAGUCUUAGUCAGGAUCCUCCAGCCAUUUCCACUAUCGUUCACUUCAAAGUGUCUGCUCAGGGCAUCACGCUUACAGAUAACCAGAGGAAAUUGUUCUUCAGGAGACAUUAUCCUGUCAACACAGUCAUAUUCUGUGCCCUGGAUCCACAGGACAGAAAAUGGAUGAGAGAUGGCUGCUUGGAAUCGAAGAUCUUUGGCUUUGUAGCGAGGAAGAGUGGGAGCAGCAUGGGGAACGUAUGUCACCUUUUCGCAGAGCAUGACCCCGAGCAGCCGGCCAGCGCUAUUGUCAACUUCGUCUCCAAGGUGAUGAUUGGCUCUCAGAAGGCCAAAUAAACUCAAACGUGCCCUUUUAUUCAGCCAUUUUCAUAUUCCACUCUGGAAUGACAGGCACGUGGCAACCGCUUCUUCUUUUUUUUUCAAAACUGUGGAAAUGUCGACUUGUGUCGCCAAAACGAAUACAAAAAUGAACCUUUUUGUACUUGCAUAGAGGACAUUGAAACUACUACAAACUAUUAAAGACUACCAAAAGAAUAUUGAAGACUAGAGCAUGGCCUUUGCUCAGUUUCACAUGUUCUUUAAAUGAGCACUGGGCACACAUUUGAGCUUCAUGGCCUUGAGCUGCUUUGUGCCUUUUACACAGAUUAUCCAAUAGAGGGAGUCCCAUCUCCCAUCUCAGUUUAAAAUAACUUUAAGAUUACCGGCUGUGUCGGUUGCAAAAUGAAGCACCAUGUGAUCAGAGUUACAGUCUGUAUUGUGCAGAGUCUGCAAGUCCUGUGUGAAUGCUUUCAGAACUCUGUUUCCAGUAAGCCUAGAUUUGAAAGCCCUUCAUAAAAUCCUUAAAACAUUUCCCAGCACUAUUUCGUUUUCCACUGUUUCCAAACUCCAGUAAACUGCACUGCUUCUAGAAUUAAAUAGAACUGUCAAGUCCAAUAACUGAUAUUGAAUCAUUAUUUUUGCUCUGCCAAAGAUAAUUCACUUUGAUGAUGAAACAUGUCUAAAAGAUAAUGUGUUUAUCUUAUAUUAUCAUUGGUUAGACACAUUUUGCAGGAUUUGGGCUGCUAAAUGACUCACUGUUUAAUAUCAAUUGAAAAAAUGUAGUGCUAAAGGAGCAUGAAGAGCCCAGAAGAAAACGAAUUUCUUCUUGAAACUGGACUGUAGCCUGAAGCCUCUCUGUUACUGCCAUAAAUAACAUAUUACAUGUAUUCAUUUUCCUGUUUAAAUUCUGAUAUGAAUAAUUAGUGGCAUUUGGCAUACUGUAUUGGUAAAAUACGUAUCAUAUGCAUCAUAGCUCAUAUUUUGUGUAUGCUUGUUUUAUAUUCAUCACUGCUUGCUUGUAAUUUGCUGGUUGGAAUUUGUUCACUAAACCAAUCGAUUUGUGAGUUGGCCAGCUUUGUCUAUUGAGUAUGGACUGUUAACUAUUUUUAUAAUCAAUUUAUGAACCUAGUAUGACUCAUGAUGAAUCAUAUUUAAUGUAAGUGCACAUAUUUAUUUUCAGCAUUAAGCAUUUUCUUACGUUGCAUUAUGAUCUGUUUGGAAAAUCGAUGUAUUCAUCUCAUAAAGCAUAUCAACUAAUCCACCAAUCUGAAGGAUUUUAUUCCAUGUCAGUGAAUUCUCUGCGAAAAAUGAAACUUCAUUAUAAUUCAGAACUUAUAAUGCAGCUUUCAUAGAUUUGUUCCCCCUCUCAAUGCAGCAACCUAAGUACGUAGUUAGUGAAGAAAAUUGUCAAAAUUUUUAGCAACAUUAUUGUUUCUUGCAGCCUGGUUACAUCUCCCCCACUGCAUAAUAAAGUAAUGAUGAUGAUUACCUCCAUUCAGGUGUAUUUGUUGUAAAUGAUGUAUAGAUAUGUCUGCAUCCUGUAUUCUUAUAUAAUAAAAGCAAGUUGACAAUCUAGUGUCAUUUGGCAAUAUAUGAAGACUGACAUGUUUCAGUCCAAACCAGCAGGUGGCAACAGUUAACACACACACACACACACACACACACACACUUUGACACUCACCAUUGACAAAAUUAGUAAUGCAGCUAAUUAAUGCUAUGUAACAUUUAACUGCUACACCUUUACCUCAGUAACCGCAGAGGAACCUUUUAGCUCUUUUAUUUAUAACUUUGGUGAUAAAAAAAGAAAAAAGCAGUUAUCCUUGUGGGAACCAGUCAAAUGUCCCUACUAGUUCAAAACUGUUAGAUAUUCAUAUCAUUGUGGACACACACACACACAGACACACACACACAGACACACACACAAUGUUUAAAAUAUAAAAUGCAAAUGAGAUCUAAAACAUACAUAAUUAUAGACAAAAGCAAUUCCUUUUAAAUGGAGACAAUCAUUUACACGUAAUCGUACAUGGGUGUUUGCAAGAAAAAAAAACAGAUUUCUAUAUUGGAAACUAACAAUGGCUCAAACAAUCGUAAUAAUAC
Ictalurus furcatus (blue catfish) is the source of this 6078-nucleotide messenger RNA. RefSeq names its product tensin-3 (gene tns3.2). The transcript is spliced from 27 exons. NCBI's taxonomy places the organism in Eukaryota, Metazoa, Chordata, Actinopteri, Siluriformes, Ictaluridae. The coding region runs from base 409 to 3999 and encodes 1196 amino acids. Gene Ontology annotation, molecular function: protein binding. The record is from RefSeq and is a predicted model, not a curated record.